AUGGGGACAUCCCUCGAUGCCCUCAAUAACACAUCCUCGAGCCUGACCCAGCGCAGACAAGCUGCCUCGAACCUUCCUGCAUUUGAGCUGCCCCCCCCAACAAACCUUCAAUUCACCCAGGUGUCAGCUCAGAAAUUCCCUCCCCUGUCAGGUAUCAACACCUCUCACGCUGGUCCUGCGCCGGUGAGUGUGGGACAACUUCUGACACCGCCUUCCAAUUCCGCCUCUGAGGCAAGCACAGUCUCAUCUGCCGUUCCUGCGGGAACAACUCCCACCAGCGCCGCAGUUCCCGUGCUCCCUUAUACCCCCACCUUCUUCAAUACUGGCACCGCUCCGACUGGAUAUCAUGCAGGCUUCACGCAGCCCUGGCAAAGUGGAAAUCCGUUGAUUCCUCCCCGGCCCAUGUUCUCUCCGAUGCCGGGCCCGUCAGUGAGAAAUAGCGCCAACUCCCCUACGACCGGAGAGGCUUCAGCGUUGCCUCCUCCCCCAUACGAUCUGAACGCUGUUCCGCCGUACGGAGGACCUCUCCCACUUUCUUCUCCUGCCAGUGCCCCCAACUCUUCUGCCCAGCAACACGUUCUAUCUUCUUUGCAGAAUGGGGUUCGUCCACAAAGCAAACAGUCUUCAGCGACACCCAACGAUGGAGUUAGCCGACCAUCAUCCAAUCCGACCUUGUACACAGGCAUGACAAGUGCCGCUCAGCAUCAACCCGGAUAUCCAUAUACAGCUUCCACCCCUGUGUCGCAAAGUCCUCACUCCCAUUCUCGGUCGGCACCACGCAUUUCUCCCACUCUUCAUCAAGGAGCAGUCCCACCACAACCACAAGAUCCAUUCAUGCGACCCCCUCCUCCUUCAUAUUCUUUGCCUGCAAUGCCCGGACCUAUUAUGUCCAAUGUUCACAGCCCAGGAGCCCAAAUGGCGAUGGUGGGAAAUAUGCAACCCAAUUUGCUGCCCAUGGCUUUCAACAGCGGCUAUGCUGCCAAUGCGCCAGCCAUGUAUGGCCAACAACGGACCAAUGCACCGCAACAGCCAUCAGCACACGAUCGACCUUUCAAAUGUGAUCAGUGCCCUCAAAGCUUCAAUCGCAACCAUGACCUGAAGCGCCACAAGAGAAUCCAUCUUGCCGUGAAACCUUUCCCUUGCACUCACUGUGACAAGAGCUUCUCUCGCAAGGAUGCGCUCAAGAGGCACAUUUUAGUCAAGGGAUGUGGCAGUGGUUCCUCAACCGAUGGGGCACCAAGGGAAGAUGGUCUCAAAUCCGAAUCUGGGAGUGAUGGCGUCAACGGAAGCCCGGAGCCCGCCACAGCGACAUGA
Messenger RNA from Rhinocladiella mackenziei CBS 650.93, 1314 nucleotides. RefSeq lists its product as uncharacterized. The record is from RefSeq and is a predicted model, not a curated record. The coding region runs from base 1 to 1314 and encodes 437 amino acids. The transcript is spliced from 2 exons. NCBI's taxonomy places the organism in Eukaryota, Fungi, Ascomycota, Eurotiomycetes, Chaetothyriales, Herpotrichiellaceae. Gene Ontology annotation, cellular component: nucleus.